GAGGGGGUCGACCCCUUCGCCCGUCCGGGACCCCCGCAUUUCAAAUUUUCCUCGGCCAUCCAUCCUCUUCCUCCUGCUCCUCUCAGGCCGGCCACCUUUAACCACGCCGGCGGCCCACCGCCGCCUCCGAUCCACCCCCUUGCCGUCAUAACUCUUAGCCUCGCCGCCCCUUCCACCGCGCCGGGCACCAUGGAGAGCGACGACGAGGAGAUGCGGGACGCCUCCUCCUCCUCAUCCAUCGACGGCGGCGUCGGGGACGAGGAGGGCAGCGGCAGCGGCGCGGGGUUCGAGGAGGCCGGGGAGGGCGUCAUGGUGAUGGAGGUCAGGUGGUUCGAGGUCGACCUCGACUACGAGUUCGACGCGCCCAGGUGGUUCGACCUCGCGCAGGAGGAGGCGCCGGUGGAGGCCGCCGCCGCGGAGAUGUGGUUCGCCAACGCCCCCAGCUACCCGCCCUCUCCUUUAAUUGCUAUGAUGUUGGCUGAAGAUCUCGGGUUGCCAAACCUAAGAACCAUUUCAGGUCCAGACAUAGAUGCUGUGCAUUGCUCUAAAUCUUUGCAAGGAUGUUCUGUUGCAGCUCAACAAAGUACCUAUCGGUCACAUGCACCAAAUGAAGGACGGACACCAUGCUAUGGAUUAUCAGAAAUUGAACGAAAACCUGGUACUCGAAGUAUUGUGAAGGCGAAUUUCUUGAAAGGGUCCACACUGAUGAAGCCUACAGCCAGUCAGUUAGCCAGGCAAAACAGGCAACUUGAAGUGAAGAAGGCCAUGCAGAGUAAAAAGUCAGUUGGGGUGAGAAGUGAGGGAAGUACCAUGAGCUCAAAUGAUUGCACUCACCAAGCUGGUAAAAGGCAGAGAUUAGAAAAAGGUCAUCUCAACAAGGUUGUUGGUACAAAUCAACAUGAGUUCAUUCACAAGGCCCAUGAAAAGAACGUGAUGAACAGUAGCUCUGAUCGUGCCACUGGCCUACCAAAAUCGAAGGUUACAGUUCCGAGAGAACCUGAGCUGGCAACUAAGUUAAGAGCAGAGAGGUCAAGGAUUCUAAGAGCAGUGCCAACUAAUACAAAGCAGUUAAAUAAACGGGAUGAACAAUCUGCUUCUAUGAUGCAAGCGGCGUCGGCUAGAAAGGCCGUGCAACCCUUUCGGACCACAUAUCAUCAGCAUGCAAAUGUUCAACAUGCCAAUGUUGCGCGAAAUAUGCCCGUGUGCACAUCUAACCGUGCAGCUAAUCUUCAAAACGUGGAUAAGAAACCUGAAGAAUGCAGAGAUGGCCCGUUUAAAUUUAAAGCCCAGCCACUGGAUAGAAAGAUAUUAGCAAGCAAAGGAGACAUUGGUGUAUUUCAAAGUACCAAAAGAAACACAACUGUCUUUAAGGAAUUCAACUUGUCAACAAGCCGGAAGAGCAAGCAGGCUCCAUUAUCUGAACUCUUCAACAAGCUUUCUUUAACUGCUGAAGCAUGCCGUGCCAUGGACCGCCAAGCCAGUGAACGUCCAAAUUAUAUCACAACCAAGGAUUGCAAAGAGAACAUGAUUGCUAACAUCCAUUGCUAGCUCUGGUAAGUGAUAUUUUUCAUUACCUGACCAACUUUAGUGAAGAAACACAAUAUACAGUUCUCUUUGACAAUCACUGAUUAGGAUAUCCUAUUUCUUGACUUGCACAAAGGCUAAGCAUCUGUUUUGGACAGUAGGACUCAGAGGGUGGAUCUCAUCUCCUUUUCUUCAUCUAACAAGAUGAAGCGAUACCUCAUUUGGCAUUAAGGCACCUGGCGACCUCCGGUACCAGAUAGUUUGGCUGAUCCCAUAGACCAGCCACAAUUUUCCCGUCUCGGCCUGUCGCACAGUUGUCGCUGCUAACAUAAUUCCUUAGUUGCUCGAUCGUGGGCUCGCCGGAGAUCCUGUUUUGUACAGCUAGAGGAGCAAACCCAACCAACCAUAGCCCGUAGCGAAGGGUGAAUGGCGCACCUGACCUGGUGGUUUUCACUUCUGCAGUGGUUGUGAAGUUGUAGCAACACCGCAAUCAUCUGGCAAAGUUAUUCGCUUGCCAUCUAUAUCUGUCUAUGGUUCGGAGCAUGAUCCGGUGAGGCUCUAAAAAUGUGCGCGCGCUAA
This is a messenger RNA of Brachypodium distachyon (stiff brome), 2103 nucleotides long. RefSeq names its product protein TPX2. Lineage: Eukaryota; Viridiplantae; Streptophyta; Magnoliopsida; Poales; Poaceae. Gene Ontology annotation, cellular component: mitotic spindle; nuclear microtubule. The transcript is spliced from 15 exons. Gene Ontology annotation, molecular function: microtubule binding; protein kinase activator activity. Gene Ontology annotation, biological process: regulation of mitotic spindle organization; activation of protein kinase activity; mitotic spindle assembly. The record is from RefSeq and is a predicted model, not a curated record. The coding region runs from base 190 to 1548 and encodes 452 amino acids.